Molecule: messenger RNA, 891 nt
Organism: Aspergillus mulundensis
Lineage: Eukaryota; Fungi; Ascomycota; Eurotiomycetes; Eurotiales; Aspergillaceae
Gene: pdx1
Product: putative pyruvate dehydrogenase complex component Pdx1
Exons: 2
Coding region: 1-891 (296 amino acids)
Molecular function (GO): acyltransferase activity
Source: RefSeq, a predicted model, not a curated record
AUGGCUUCUAACUACACCAUUCGCCAAAUCCCGGCCGUGCUUCGCACGAAACAACCCCGGGUUGUCGCCAGCACCUCGCGACGCCUCGCGUCCACUUCCGCCCCUCAAACCCAGAACCCCGCAUACCCGCUCUAUCCCUCCGUUAGCUCACUCCUCCACCAGAAGGGCAUUCCCGAGUCCGAAGUCUCGAAGAUCCCCGCAUCCGGUCCCAAAGGCCGUCUUCUCAAGGGCGAUGUUCUUGCCUACCUCGGCCUCAUUGCCUCAGACUACUCCGCCGCGCAGUCAUCGCGGAUUGAGCAGCUCGCCCACCUCGAUCUAAGCAACAUCAAGAUCGCACCUCCUCCAGCACCAGCAGCACCAGAGCCAGCCCCAGCAGCCGAGAAGCCAGUCGCACAACUGCCUCCCACGAUAUCAGUCGCGGUCUCGAUCUCCCUGGCUACUGUUCUUCGUGCGCAGAGGAAGCUCCAGAAGUCUGUCGGCCUGACAGUUCCUCUUUCUACUUUCGUGGCCCGCGCCACGGACCUGGCAAACGACGAUCUCCCCCGGUCACCGUACGCCAAACCGUCUGCCGACGAGGUCUUCGAUGAACUUCUCGGCGCGCAGCCCAUCAAGGUCUCGCGCGGCGACUACAUCCCCGAGCUCAACGCCUUUGAAGAAGCUUCCGAGCCGCAACCCACCCAGACAGUGAAGGAGGAUCUUAUCGACUUCCUUAUCGGGACUAAGACAACAAAGCGCACCCAGCCCGCUGUCUCAAUUGAGUCCGUUGAACCCGAACAAGCCCUCAAUGUCUUCAGCCUGACCGUUCCCGUGGGCGAGGAGAAGCGGGCCCGGACUUUCCUGGAGCGCAUCAAGACCCUUUUGACCAUUGAACCGGCCAGGCUGGUUAUAUAA